GUGGGGCCCCCAGGCCCUUGACGCGCUAAAGCAGCCGCGUUAUCACAUGGCAACUACACAGCAGGUAACUCUCAAUUGUUACAACUCGUUUAGAUCUCAAGUUUGAUCCAACUAUUUUUCAACUCGCUUAUCCUUUAGAAUUAAGUAGCCUUGUUGCCUAUAUUACGUUGAUGCCUAGAGAUUAUAUCGCCACUUAAACUACACAUCCACUUGUGCAUCGAGCCAUACUAGACUCUCAAACAAAACGCAGCUGAGCAUUUAGGCAGCAAGAUGAUACAAAGCGACUGAAAUUCCUCCUUCGAGUUCAGAUGCAAUAACCCUAGCUAAUCAGCAGUUUCAUUGGGAGCGUUUCGCAGUUGUCUUCAUUUCGCCCCUUUUUUUCAUAUUUUAUCGUCAACCAGUUGGCUACCUGGGUCUAUAUGGGUAUCUCUUGGCAGGCUCCUACUCCUAUGGCCACUUAAACACGUCGACCCGAUAGUAACCCGACCUUGACAAGAGGAUUACAACCAAUCUAAACAAUGGACAUUAUUCACCGUGGUCAUAUGUUCCAAUUAGACCUAGAUGGAAACCCUGUUGCAAAAUCUCCCUCUGGCGGGGCAAGAAGCCUUGAAAAUCUACCACCAGAAAUACAUCUCCUGAUCAGUCGACAUCUCACGUAUCCCGACGCCUUAUCUCUAAAGCACGCCAGUAGAUAUUUUUACUGCCUUGUUGAUACCGGGCUUAAGCUCAAGGUAGAUUGGCUGAUCGAGCGUCGGAGCUUGCACUUAGAGUGUCCAAACGAUCGUCGCUGCGACCUAGGAAGCGACUUGAAGUUCUGCAGAGGUAGCGUCAGGUUACUCAUGCAGCGGCGCCGCGAACACGCAGAAUGUGAAUCCCGUCCCGGUUUAGGGUGUCUCGUAUAUGGGACGGCAAAAUGUGCACAUCGGCGCCAGCUGAGAUGGCGCGUCAAGCGAUGGCUCCGUUCCCGUCUUACUAUUGAACUCUGGUGGUUUCUGGUACCCUUAGUUCCCGUUCUUUUAGGAUGUCUAUGGGUAGCAGAAUUUGCAAGAUGGCGCGUCGAAGAAUGAAUUGGAUUCAGCGGGUUAGGCAUUAUGAUACUGAAAUGACUAUUUGUCUAUCUUAUAUCAUUUCAAAGUUUUGACAGUUAAGGAGCUAACACAAAUUUAUACAUUGUCCCUUUGAUAUUCUACACCAGACCUGAAGCCACCUCGUUAUCUUAAUAUAUGCCGAGUCAUCUCUGGAUUUAAUAUCCGGGGAUCAAGGGCGUAAUAGAUACUUGACCUCGUGAAUAUCAUAGAUAGAUUCUAGGUUGAUAGAGGGAUUUCCGAUGGCUCAUUAUACGAGGCUACUCAAGUUGACUCAAUGUCUUCAUAUCACUCACGUUCAUGAAUAGGGAGCGCAUUGCACCGUACGAAU
Molecule: messenger RNA, 1416 nt
Organism: Daldinia decipiens
Lineage: Eukaryota; Fungi; Ascomycota; Sordariomycetes; Xylariales; Hypoxylaceae
Exons: 2
Coding region: 519-1067 (182 amino acids)
Molecular function (GO): protein binding
Source: RefSeq, a predicted model, not a curated record